UGAUUUUCAAGAAAACCACCUACUUUCACGUAAUAAUGCUUUAAAUACCGUAGAUACAGUGCUAGGAAUCAGUCAACUACUCGGUUCUACAUCAACCAACACCUUCAUUAAUUAGGAUAUCCACUAUGAAUUGUUUGAUAGUCCUAGCUUUUCUAGUCGCUUGUACACUAUGUGUACAUGGACAAUUUGAAGAUGGAGGACAUCAUCAUGAUCACCAUUUAGAGGAGUACAUAGAUUAUAAGGCUCCCCCUCACUACCACUAUGAUUAUGCAGUACACGACUUGAAACACCAUGACAUUAAGAGCCAGUGGGAAACGAGGGAUCAUGACGAAACCAAGGGGGUAUACACCAUUUUGCAACCUGACGGCAGGAAGCGUAUUGUCGAAUACGUAGCAGGAAAACACGGAGUUGACUACAAAGUGAAAUAUGAAGGUCACAGUGAACAUGGAGGAAUUGGUGCCCUCAGUGGAUAGACAGAAGUUGAUUUCGAUUUCCCGAAUUUUAUUUUUUUCACCUUGUUAUGAACCUAUGUUGACUGUUGGGUUUUAUGUUGACUUAUUUUUAUUUAGUGCAAUAAAACAUGUUUUUAAUUU
Coccinella septempunctata (seven-spotted ladybird) is the source of this 593-nucleotide messenger RNA. Its product is annotated as adult-specific cuticular protein ACP-22-like. The transcript is spliced from 3 exons. The record is from RefSeq and is a predicted model, not a curated record. Bases 126 to 473 code for a protein of 115 amino acids. Gene Ontology annotation, cellular component: extracellular matrix. NCBI's taxonomy places the organism in Eukaryota, Metazoa, Arthropoda, Insecta, Coleoptera, Coccinellidae.